AAUACUAGACACUGCUCAAGUCAAAAUAAAGUGGAUGUUCAAUUCGAAAUGUUUUAUGUCCUGCAUACUGUAUGAUAUAAACCAUGCGAGAAUUUCCAUAAGUAUUCUGUCAUAUCAGAGAACGAAAGGACAAGGUUACAAUAAUUUCAAGAUUCCAACCAAGAUCCAACCAAGAUAAAAAUUUAAAAUUUCAACUGAUAUGAGUUGUCAUCAAUUUAUUAUAUGAAAUCAUGGACAAAAUAAUAAAAAUCAAUAAUCAAACUGCUGGAAGAGACAAAAUCGCAAGGCUCUUACAGUACAUCAGUCGAUUUUUAUGGCACAGACUUCAACAAAGUAAUAAAGAUGGUGUUGCUGGACUAAAGAAUCUAGAGUUUCAACUCAGCACUUUCAGAAAACUACUUCGAUUUGGAAGAUUCGCUGAGGGAUUGUAUACAGCUCUACCAUUAUUUCAACAAGAGGAUAUACCCACGAGAUACACAAUUAUUUUGAGCAAAAUAGCUAAUUCUCUAUUUUUACUCGCUGACCACUUUUUAUGGCUUGGUAGGGCUGAUAUAUGUGCGGUCGACACAGAAAAGUGGAGCCGUAUCUCAAAUAAAUACUGGUUAUACUCAAUUACAAUGAAUUUAAUGAGGGAUUUUUAUGAAAUUUCCCUAAUUGUGAAAUCUGAAAAAAGUAAUAUUAUACCAAAAAAUGGUUUAAGAAAUUUUGCUGAUAUUAUGAAAGCUCUCUCGAAGCUAUCUCUAGCUGUACAAAUGAAUCAAAAUGUAGUUAUAGAUACUGUCAAGAAUGGCUGUGACUUUUUCAUUCCGUUAACGGCUCUGGGUCAUGUUAAGUUGUCUCCAGGUACUGUUGGUUUCUUGGGCGCUAUUUCUUCCAUCGCAGGCCUACUAGUUCUUCUAGAACCUUCAAAGAAAUUGACACCUUGAAAAAAAUUUCUAUUUUCAAAUGAGUCUGAACCAAAUGAUUUAAUUGAUAAUAUAUGUUGGGGUUAUUUGUUUUAAACAAACUGGCAAAGUAGAUUUGAAUUAUAAUAUAUAUUUAAGGUUUUGAUACAAAUUGAUCCAAACUCAACCAAAUGUUGAACUUAUAAAAAUCAAAUUUUUAUUCACGUUAUGCUUCUUUUGAGGUAUUUGUAUUUUGAGAUUAUUUAUAGUUCCAUUCCGGUACCAAAAAUGUUCCAAAAUAUAAGAGGGUAUUAGACUUGAUUCAUUAUAACAUUAAAAUAUGCCUUUUAUGGUUUUCCACCUUCCGUUUGGUACAAAAAGUGUAAUCUUUCAGAUCAUCAAAUACGGAUGAAAAUAAAGAGUAUCUGAAACAACUACUCGCCCUAUUGAUACUGUAGUUAGAAGUAAUUUUUUUAUCUAUUUGUUUACCAAACCUUCAUAAUGAAAAAUGAAAUGAUACUCAUGGAUAUCUUUGAUACUGUAGUUAGAAGUAAUUUUUUGUAUCUAUUUCUUUACCAAUCCUUCAUAAUGAAAAGUGUAAUGGAUAUCAUUCAUGGGGCAUGUUACCACCUUUUCCUUUAAUGACCCAGUAUUAACAUUUUGAAAUUGAGUAUUCAGAAUGAUGAAAAGCCAUUAUUCUGUUGAUUGGAGACUGUUCUUUCAUUUUGGUUUUGUAAGCUGAGUUCAUGAAAGUUGGACUGUUUCUCAAAGGUUACCAAGGACAAGAAAUAUUUCUACGUUGGUACUCAUUAAAAAUUAAGAGCUUGCUUGCACAAGUUUCAACUAUUGAAGAUUGUUGUUCUUAUGGGAAUGAUAAUAGAUAGAUGAAUCAAAGUUUAAGAAAUCAAGAAACAUCGAGAAAUUACUUUGAAUUAUUUCAAUUCUGUAUUCAUAAAUUUUUGCUAAACAGCAAUAUGGCCAAAAGGGGCUAAGUCUCGCAUAAGCAAUCAACAUAAAUCAUUAUCUUACAUUAUGGUAUUAGGGUGGAAUUAACUUUGUUGUACCUAUACCAUGAACUUCAUAUCAGAAAUUCUAUUUUUCAGACUCAAACCGUUUCUACUAUUAGGAAAAGCACAGUUUUUCGUUUAAAAGUCAUUUGCAAAAAAUAUGGGUCAACUCCUUUUGUCCAAUCAAUAAAAAAAUUUUAUUUUGUGGGCAUUACACAACUUCCGUAUGUCAUGGUCUUGUAAAUAUUGGCAAGGUAUAUUUUGACAGCAUUGGUAAACAAAAACUUUCAUGUGUUCUUAAGGCAUAUGGGUACAGUUGCUUUUGGCUACUAUAGAUUCACUGUUGUUUCAGAUGUACUCUUUCUUCUGUUUGUAUUUGGACGAAAAUCUGUGGAUAUUCUAGAUACCUAUUUUGAAGUGUUCAAUUAUAUUUUUUUAUCAUCAUUUGAUAAAUUUUGGUAUAUUUUUAAGAUAUCCACAAUACAGACUAUCACUUUUUAUUUUUCAUAUUUUAGAUUCUCUAGUUCAAAUAACAAAGUAGUUUAAUAACAAAAAUUUUACUAGCUUGAAAAAUUGACAGUUUGUCUGUAUUUUUUGUUUUGUUCAUGGUCUGUUGAAAGUCAAGUAUCCUGAAUUUAUUUUUAUAAGGUCAGAAUUAGGAACUGAACAUAUAUUUGCGGUGAUGAGAGCCAGUUAUUUGUAUUAUUUUAUAUAUUUUUGUUGAGAAAAUAAAAAAGAAAAUUUUCAUAAUUUUUCAGAAAUUUGAA
Molecule: messenger RNA, 2658 nt
Organism: Leptinotarsa decemlineata (Colorado potato beetle)
Lineage: Eukaryota; Metazoa; Arthropoda; Insecta; Coleoptera; Chrysomelidae
Gene: Pex11ab
Product: peroxisomal biogenesis factor 11ab
Biological process (GO): peroxisome fission
Cellular component (GO): peroxisomal membrane
Source: RefSeq, a predicted model, not a curated record